This is a messenger RNA of Danio rerio (zebrafish), 2405 nucleotides long. NCBI's taxonomy places the organism in Eukaryota, Metazoa, Chordata, Actinopteri, Cypriniformes, Danionidae. The record is from RefSeq and is a predicted model, not a curated record.
CCUCUAUCUGUGUGUCUGCUGACCAAAACAAUACAGCAGGCAGAGAGGAGCUCUGAGAGGACAAUAUGAGUGAAUGUGUUUGUUUACUCUGCUUGUUUAAGUUUAUCAACGUUUGUGUUUGUAAUAUCGCAAAGUAUGAUCUGUGAAGGGAAUUUUGGGAAUCAUCUGCGGCAGAUCUAUGAAGUUUGCUGCAGAAAACAGCAAAUUAACAGUUUGUGGUGCUUUAUAUUUGGGAUAAAUGCUUGGUAUUUAAACUAGAUGUUGAUUUGAAUGCAAAAUCACGUAAACCCUCAGUAUAUAAGCUGAUCUGCCAAUCCUGAAUGUUUUUGUUUAUUUAUUUAGUUUUUUUGAAUGAUUAUUUUUUUUUAUUUGCAAUCAGGACAGUGGUUAUAGGUGUCUCAUGUCAUUAUAUACAAUAUUAUAGCCAACUAUUAUACAUUCGUCCAUCGGCUAGUAAUUAAGGUGUUUUGUGAAGGGUAAAAUUAACAAAAAUUAAAAUUAAAGUAAAAAGAUGCAUCUUUCAAGAUACUUUCUCCAAAAACUCGCAUAGAGGAUUCCAGAUAUGCCAGAAAUCAGCAGAGCCAUAAGUCAUUUUUUCCGAGGGUAAGAAAAUGGCAAUCUGAUUUAUCCACAUGUUGACAGAAGGAAUGUUAGGAGAGGACCACAACAUAAUACAUUUUCUUGCGAGAUAUGUACAAAAGUGUAACAGAUUCUGAAUAGGUUUUCAGUUGUUUUAGUCUGAGGUUCAACCAUAUUAUCAGAGCUGCUUAAAUCCUCUCCAUGUCAAUAGUUCCUACUUUAUCCUCAUUCAUUGUACUGAUGUCUUUAGAUCCACAAGUUCAUCACAUGUAGUUAAUUUGCUUGAUCUCUGCUGACUUGAGAAACUUACAAUCACAUGAUAGAUCACCUGCAAGAUUUCAUCAUUCAGUGUAAAUGAAUCAGAUUUCUCUUUCUUCUCCUGAAGCUCUGCCGCCAUCAGUGAAAGACAAAGACAGAGUUUAUUGAAGGACAGUGAGAAGAUGAGUGAUCCAGAACCCUGCAGAAUUAAACAGGAAGAGACUGAAGAACUAAUAGAUGUGAUUGUGAAGGAGGAGAGUGAAGAACUGAGUGAAGAUGAGGAGAAACAUCAUGUCAAAAGUGAAACUGAAACUGAGACCAAUGCAGAACACAGUAUCUUAAUGGAAAGCACAACAGUGAAAUGUUUCACCUGCACUCAGUGUGGAAAGAGUUUCAAGCACAAAUGCUCUCUCAACGUCCACAUGAAGAUCCACACUGGAGAGAAACGCUACAAGUGUUCACACUGCGAGAAGAGCUUCAUUCAUACAGGACAUUUAAAACGGCACCAGAGGACUCAUAGUAGAGAGAAACCGUUUCAUUGCACUGCUUGUGGGAAGAGUUUCAAACAUUUGUGUUCACUGCAAAAACAUUCAGUCAAGCUUCACGACCUGAUUGUGAAGGAGGAGGUGACUGAAGAACUGACUGAAGACAUGAAGGACCACCUUAUUGUUCAUACAAAUGAGAAGAUACACUCCUGCUCUUGGUGUGGAAAGAGUUUUAUACAGCAGUCGCAUUUACGAAAACAUCAGAGGAUCCACACCGGAGAGAAACCGUGCACGUGUCCUCAGUGUGGCACGAGUUUCACACAAUCGUCAAACCUUCUUCGACACAUGCUGAUCCACACUGGAGAGAAAACACACAAGUGUGAUCAAUGCGGGAAAACAUUUUUCAGGCCUUCAGAGCUGACGAUCCAUCUUAGAGUUCAUACCAAGGAGAAGCCUUAUUCAUGCUCUGAGUGUGGAAAGAGUUUUACACGGCAGACACACUUAAAAUCACAUCAGAACGUCCACACUGGCGUGAGAGAGUUUGUGUGCUUCAUGUGUGAGAAGACUUUUAUUAGAGCUGCGGAGUUAAAGCGUCACAUGAGGACCCACACCGGAGAGAAACCGUACGUGUGUUCACACUGCAACAAGAGAUUCGGUCAAUUAGGGGGUCUGAAAACACACGAGAGAAUUCACACUGGAGAGAAACCCUACACAUGUACUGAGUGUGGGAAGAGUUUCUCACAAUUAGCAGGUCUUAAUGAACACAUGCUGAUCCACACUGCAGAGAAAACACACAAGUGUGAUCAAUGCGGGAAAUCAUUUUUGAGGCCUUAUGAGUUGAACAGACAUCUUAGAGUUCAUACAUAGAACAAGUCUUUGUUAGUAAGAAGUUUUACACAUCAACGCAAUUCACCUUCCUGAAAACUCUUGUCUGCAUUGUCAAAGUCAGAUUUCACAGUUAAACUUGUGUAUGUUGAUGAAUUCCAAUCAUUUGUUAAAGGGUCACGAAACACCAAAACACAUGUGUUGAGCUGUUGACAUUGGUAUAUGUGUCCCACACUGCUAAAAACACUAUUAGGACAC